CCCCGGAGACGCCUCAGGCUGCGGCCUCUGAGUGAGGUCGAAAAUCUGACCCGGCCGCGGGCCCUGCGGCUGCCCGGCUCGCGGUCCUGGAGCCUCGGGCCUCCAGGAAUAAAACCUCCCCCACCCAGGUUCCCCUUCGACUAGCUGUCGGUCCACGCCUUGUCUGACCCCGUCGGAGUCUCAAGUGUGUUACCGGCUGUGGAGGGGAGCGCGGUUGCCUUCGCGCGUUUCGUGGGUUCUUCAUAGAAAUAGAAAACCGAGAAACGAUGUGCGAGCAAGCGGACACUCUCUAUUUGAUCGGCAAGCGACAGAAGAGCGGCUGGUCCAGCGGAGACCAGGUGCAGAGCCCCAAGGAGUCGCUGGCUGGCAGGACGUGCCCCGGCUGCUGCAGGCGUCGCUGUCCUGUCCUUGGAUUAUCAGCAGAAUGGGAGUGAAUGACUUGUGGCAAAUUCUGGAGCCUGUGAAGCAACACAUCCACUUGCAGAAUCUUGGUGGGAAAACCAUUGCUGUUGAUCUGAGUCUCUGGGUGUGUGAAGCACAAACAGUCAAAAAAAUGAUUGGAACCGUCAUGAAGCCACAUCUCAGAAACCUGUUUUUUCGUAUCUCAUAUUUAAUGCAAAUGGAUGUCAAAUUAGUGUUUGUUAUGGAAGGGGAACCACCAAAGCUGAAAGCUGAUGUCAUAAGCAAGAGGAAUCAAAUUCGUUAUGGGUCUUCUGGAAAAACAUUGUCUCAGCAAACAGGGAGAUCACACUUUAAAUUGGUUUUAAGAGAGUGCCUGGACUUGCUGGACUGCUUAGGAAUACCCUGGGUUCAAGCCGCUGGGGAAGCUGAAGCCAUGUGUGCCUACCUCAAUGCCGAAGGUUAUGUAGAUGGCUGCCUCACCAAUGAUGGAGAUGCUUUUCUUUAUGGGGCCCAGACUGUUUACAGAAAUUUCACAAUGAAUGUGAAGGACCCACAUGUUGAUUGUUAUUCAAUGUCAUCUAUCAAGGUUCAGUUAGGUUUGGACAGAGAUGCUCUGGUUGGACUAGCAGUUCUUCUUGGCUGUGAUUAUCUCCCAAAGGGAGUCCCUGGAGUUGGAAAAGAACAAGCAUUAAAACUUAUACAGAUUUUGAAAGGGCAAAGUUUACUUCAGAGGUUUGAUCAGUGGAAUGAAAAAUCUCAUUCUAAUCCACAACCAGCUGUCACUAAAAAACCGGCUCAUUGCUCUGUGUGUUCCCACCCAGGUUCACCUAAGGAUCAUGAACGGAGUGGGUGCAGAUUAUGUAAGAGCAAUAGGUAUUGUGAACCACAUGAUUAUGAAUACUGCUGUCCUUGUGAGUGGCACCAAACAGAAUAUAAUAGGCAGUUAACUGGAGUAGAGGCAAAUAUUAAAAAGAAAGCUUGCCGUUGUGAAGGAUUCCCAUUCCAAGAGGUUAUUCAAGAAUUCCUUUUGAACAAGGAUAAAUUGGUGAAGGUAAUCAGGUACCAAAGACCUGAUUUGUUAUUGUUUCAGAGAUUUACUCUCGAAAAAAUGGAAUGGCCCAAUCACUAUGCAUGUGAGAAAUUACUGGUGCUUUUGACCCGUUAUGACAUGAUAGAAAGAAAACUCGGUAGACGGAACUCUAACCAACUGCAGCCAAUUCGAAUUGUUAAGAACCGAAUCAGAAAUGGAAUUCAUUGCUUUGAAAUAGAAUGGGAAAGGCCUGAACAUUACAUUACAGAAGACAAACAAAAUGGAGAGUUGGUUCUAUCAACAAUUGAAGAAGAAUCAUUGUUUGAAGCAGCAUAUCCUGAGAUUGUUGCUAUUUACCAACUACAAAAGUUAGAAAUUAAAGGGAAGAAACAAAAGGGUUUGAAAAUUAAGUCUAAAGAAAAUUUACCAGACUCAGAUGAUGCAGUGACUCUUCAAUCAGAAAUUACUUUAAAAUCCACAUGUGAAAUCUUUCCUAAGCAGAAUUCCAAGUUAAAUUUGGAAAUUUCUCCCAAUCCUACAUUACCCCAAGAAACUAUCCCUGCCUCAUUGAAUGACUUCCAUUUACCUGAAGUUGAUGAUUUCCAUUUCAAUACCCAGGAACAUUUCCUGUCUUCUCCAAGACCUUUGGCUAUCCAACAAAUUAAAGCUGUCAGUAAGUAUCCAACUUCAGAUGCUGGUCAACCCGGUUCCUCAUUCCAUGAUAGAUCAGAGAUUGCCGAUCUGCACUUGAGCACCAUUGACUGGGAAGGCACUUCUUUCAGUAAUUCCCCAGCUAUUCAAAGGAACACUUUCUCUUGUGGUAUAAAAUCAGAACUUAAAUCAGAGCUCUCAGCCAUUGCUGAUUCCUUUGAAAAUAUCCCAGAACAAUUAUGUGAAUCAGAACAGUGCACCUCAAACAUAAAUAAAGUGUUGGAUUGGGAUCUCCAAAAGAUUAAUCCUGAAGAGCAUCUACUUUCUGGCAUAUCUGAUUUAUGUCUUCAAGAUUUACCUUUAAGGGAACGACUACAGAUAAAAUCAUCGUAUCCUCAGGAUAAUGUACAAACAGAUGUUGACUUGAAAACUUUGUCCCUAAUUAGGGUAAAAGAAUCUUGUAUUGCUAAUAGUACUGAUUGUCCAUCACAUCUUUCUAAAGAUCUUCCAGGAAUUAAUUUACAAAAUGAAUCCAAGAACACUGAAGUUGUAAAAGGCCAACUGCUUCAAGAAAACUAUAAAAUAACUACUUCUGUAUCAUUUCCUGGCAAUAACACAACAGCAUUUAGAGCUAGACCACCAAAUACAGCUUUACAUCAUAGUAGGAAAGUUGAUACAGAAGCCACCAAAAAAAUUAUAAUGAAGAAAAGUGUUUGCCUUGACAGACAUUCACCUGAUGAAGAAAGUACCCCAGUGUUUGAGAAAGCUAAGUAUUCAACUCAAAAAAUAAAGCAUGGUUUUCAGAAUGAUCACCCAGCCCGAUUCAAAGAAAAUGACCACAACAACUUGAAUAAUCCUAAACUACUGAUUAAAGAAACUGAAAAAUAUAUCAAACCUUACAAAACAGCUGGAAAUGAAGAAAACUGUUUCCCUGACCUAACAAAAAAGUCUCUGAAUUUCCCCCAGUGUCCUCAGAAAGUAGACCACUACCCUGGUAUUUGUUUGGAUAGUCCACUUCCUUUAUCCCAGAGAUUAAAACUCAGGUUUAAGAACACUUGAAAUUUGAAAUACUAAAGUAUAACAUAUCUGAAUACCGUGAGCAUUAACAGAGAGAGGGUGUCCUAUUAAUAUUAGGUAGGGAAGUUUAAUGGUGCUCCAUAUGUGGUGAAACACUUUUGCCAUUUUAAUCAAAAUUGUAAUUUUUAAAUGUUACCUAAAAUGUUGCUUUUAAAAGAUGAUCCUCUCUGGUGAAGGCUUCAGAUAAUGCAUAUUUUUUAAAUAUAUUUUUGCCAUUUCUAAUAUCAUUAUCGUUGAGUUACAUGGCUUUAAAAUGUUAGAUGUAGUCCUUGACAGAGUAAAUGUUUCAUCUAUUUGCUCAUUUUUACUUUCUCCUCCACAAGCCUCCAAAGCACUUAUUUAUAUUUUGAUUUGUUCCCAAAAGGGUAACUCUUUAAUUGUCUUCCAGUGUCUUCCAGUGUACCUUUCCUGGGAGUUAGGUUUUUUCCAGGUGUGCAGAUACUUUGUACUCUUUCAUAUUGGGUGAUUUUAUUCUCCUUUCUAAUGUGCAAAACUGGAAAAGGAGAGAUGGUGGUCAGUACAUGUAAUCAAAAUCACAGUUGUAAUGGCUGGAUAAACUAAGAAAAGUUGCUGCUUACAUAUCCCUAGUUCACAGGAAUAGAUAAUAGAAGAAGAUUUGGAAAACAAUGUAUAAGCGGCUCAGGAUCACACAGCUAGUUAAUAGUUUCCUUGCCUCCUAAUUGUUUAGUUUGUCUAUUUUUCUGUCACUUCUGUGUUAAAAAUGAAUCUAUGCGCCAGCGCCGUGGCUUAACAGGCUAAUCCUCCGCCUUGCGGCGCCGGCACACCGGGUUCUAGUCCCGGUUGGGGCGCCGGAUUCUGUCCCGGUUGCCCCUCUUCCAGGCCAGCUCUCUGCUAUGGCCCCGGGAAGGCAGUGGAGGAUGGCCCAAGUGCUUGGGCCCUGCACCCACGUGGGAGACCAGGAGAAGUACCUGGCUCCUGGCUUCGGAUCAGCAUGAUGUGCCGGCCGCAGCAGCCAUUGAAGGGUGAACCAAUGGCAAAGGAAGACCUUUCUGUCUGUCUCUCUCUCUCACUAUCCACUCUGCCUGUCAAAAAGAAAAAAUUUAAAAAAAAAAUGAAUCUAUGCAAUAUUGACUUUAAUACCACCAAAUAUUAAGUCUUGGAUUCAAAGUAAGUUUUGUACCUCUAGAGAGGUACUCAAAUUUGAAACAAAACAGAGAAGCUGUCUAUUCACAGAUAGCAGUAUCUUAUAUAAAGAUCUGAAGGCAUCCACUAUAAUAUUAAAGCUGAUAAAUGAGUUCAGCAAGGUUACAGGGUAUAAUAAUAGUGUACAAAAAUCAAUUGUAUUUCUAUAUACUCACAAUGAAUACAAAAUUAAGAAAAUCCCAUUUACAACAAUAUCAAUAAGAAUAAAAUUUUUGGGGAUAAAAACAGUAGAAAAUGAAUACUUUUAAAACAAGAAACAUUGAAAUUAAAACAAAUAAUUGGAAAGACAUGUUCAAGGAUCAGAAGACUUAAGAUAGCGGUUCUUCCUGAACUGAUGUACAGAUUGAAUAUAAUCUCCAUCAGCUCCAGCUUGUUUCUUGGCAGGAACUGACAAGCUUAUUCUAAUGUUUAUGUGGAAAUUAAAGGGACACUGAAUAACCAAGACAAUCUUGAGGGGGAAAAAAUGUAGGAGAACCCCUUAUUGCAGUGUGUUGUACUAGCAUAAAGGUCAACAUAGAUCAAUUAUAUAAAAGCAAGAGUCCAGAAAUAUGCAUUCACAUUUAUAGUCAGUUGAUUUUUCAACCAGAGUACCAAGAAAAUUCAAUAGGGAAAUAAGAAUCGUCCAACAAAUGCCGCUGUGGCUGUUUUGUGUCCUCAUGAAAAAACAGUUUGAGCACUAACACCGAAAAAAUAACGAAUUCAGGAUAGUCCAAAGACCUCAAAGUAGGAGCUAAAGCUAAAAAACUCUUAGAAGAAAAUAUAGACAAACCUUUGGGACUUUUGGGUUGUUGUAUAAGCAACAACUAAAAAAAGUUGAUAAAUUAGACUUACACAAAACGAAAAACGUGUGUUUCAAAGGGUGUCGUCAGAAGGGUGAAGAGGCAUCUCAUAAAACGGGAGGAAAUAUUUGUACAUCAUAAAUGUGUAAAGUUGUAUCUAGAGUGGUGUGUAUAAAGAUCUUACAAUUCAAUAAAGACAAGAAUGGGCAAAAUAUUUGAACAGAUGUUUCUCUAAAGAAGAUGUACAAAUAACCAUUAGUGCAUGAAAAAAAUACUGGACAUCAUUAGUUAUCCAGAAAAUGCAAAUGAAACCCCACAGAAUACCAUUUCAUGCCCAAUAAGGUAGCUAGAAUCAAAGAGACUAAGCAUUAACAAAGAUGUGGAGAAACUGGAACCUUCCUUAACCUGCUGGUAGAAACAUAAAAUGGACAGCCACUUUGGCAAAAGUUUGAUGAUUCCUUGAAUAAAUGUAGAAAAACCAUAUGAUUCAGCAAUUCUACCCCCAAGAUAACAUACCCAAGAGAAAAUAUGUCCAUAUGAAAACCUGCGCACACAUGUUCAUACCAGCAUUACUCAUAAUAGCCAAAAAGAACCCAACUGGCUAAAAAGGGUAAAUAUAAUGUAUUAAUGCUCAGUUCGAUUCUAUAUAAACUUAUCCUCUUCAACACCUAAAAAGACUAUAUUGCCAUCUUUCGAAUAUUCAGAAAGAAAAAUGCCUUUUAAACAAUUCCUGGGGCUGAUGUGGCGUAGUAAGUUAAGCUUCUGCCUGUGGCCUGGGCAUCCCGUAUGGGCACUGGUUCAAGUCCCGAUUGCUUCACUUCCAAUGCAACUUGCUUCAAAUGGCCUGGGAAAGCAGCAGAGGAUGGCCCAAGUGCUUGGGCCCCUGUACCCAUGUGGGAGACCAGGAAGAAGCUUCUGGCCUCUGGUCUCAGAUCGGUCCAGUUUGCUAUUGUGGCCGUUUGUGGAGUGAACCAACAGGUGGAAGCCCUCUCCCUCUGUAACUUUGGCUCUCAAAUAAAUAAAAAUAUAGAUUUGAAAAAAAGAAAAAUUUUUUUCAGGAAUCAGCUUAUCUUGAAUUAAUUCACUCUGGGGUAUAAUAGUUUAGGACCAUCCAGUCCAGUCCAGUAAAUACUUGGAAGAAUAUCCAGAGAUAUUCUUUUUAAGAGUCUUAAAAUUUUAUAUUCACUUAAUUUUCAUUUUACUGGAAAGGCAGAGAAACAGAGACAGAGGUCUUCCAUCUGCUGUUUUUUUCUCCAUAUACCCUCAUCAGCCACAGUGGGGAAAGGCCAAAGUUAGGAGCCCAGAGCCCCAGGUCUGGCACAUGAUGGCAGGAACUGCGUGCUUGAACCAUCACCGGCUGCCUCCAAGGGUGCACAAUCAGGAAGCUGAAUUCAGGAGAACAGCAAGGACUUGAACCCAGGCAGUCGAAUAUGGGAUGCAGGUAUCCCAAGAAGCAUCUUAACUGUUGCACAUAAUGUACCAUCCCUAGAAAUGUUCUUGAUUUUAUGAGGUGAAAACAAAAAUUAGUAGGACCUGAUCUAGACUCAUUUUCCUGCAUACGUAAUAUAGGCAUAAACAUGGAUUCUGGUACCAACUUUUGCUUUGUUCAAACUCCAGAAUUUUCAAUGACCAGGUUAUCCCAGUUCUGUUUCAAGCAUUCUAAUUUCUUAUUCUUUGCUAAUCUGGUCAUGAUAUUGCUGGUAGACUUUUAUCAUGUGUAGCUGUUUAUGUAUUUGCUCACCACUUCACUGUCUUACUAAGAAAACUCCAAAUUUCUUUACAAAAGAUCUACCUCUUCCUGGAUCCUGGAAUUGUUUUCUCCCUCUUGUCUCCAUGUUAAGGCCCUGUUCUGUUCUUUAUAUUCUAGCUUUUGUAAGAUAGCUUAGUUCCUUGGGGGUUUUUAUUUCAGAUUUUACAAUGAAGAGAUCUUUUUUCUCUUGUGUAACAUGGCUUAAACCUUGUCGGAUAUGCCUAAUUUCAAUUCUUUUCUGUUACAGAAUUUCUCUGACCAGUCAUUUUUCUGAGACAUGCAUUCAACUAAUUAUGUAACAUCUGUUAUAGGACAGGCAUUGUGCUGGGUCCUGGAGGUAUAGCAGUGAAUGAUAGUCUAUAAAGUUGUCUUAGUAUCUAUUAAGUUUCUGCCACCAAUGUACAUUAUAGGCAUUUGGUAAAUGGCAAUCAUGUUAGUUACCAUCAUUUAGAAGGGGAACUCAGAUUUUGUUUCAAGCUGGAACAGCCAAGCAGCCCUUUGGUAAAAAAAAAAAAAAAAAGGUGAACGCUGUAACACUACUAGGGGGCAGUGUGAAGGUGGGAAGAUGGGAAGAGAUGUUUUCAGAAAAAGGAGGCUCUAGCUUAAUGUCACAAAGGGGAUUCUAAAAGAUGUGAUAUUUGAGCUGAUACAAUACUAGAAAAAGACUAAUGUGCUCACUGAAGUCAACUAAUAAAAGUUUAUGGA
This is a messenger RNA of Lepus europaeus (European hare), 7558 nucleotides long. RefSeq names its product GEN1 Holliday junction 5' flap endonuclease (gene GEN1). The record is from RefSeq and is a predicted model, not a curated record. Bases 425 to 3142 code for a protein of 905 amino acids. Gene Ontology annotation, molecular function: 5'-flap endonuclease activity; four-way junction DNA binding. Lineage: Eukaryota; Metazoa; Chordata; Mammalia; Lagomorpha; Leporidae. The transcript is spliced from 14 exons.